AUGGUUGGAGACAAAGGAAUGCCGAUUUGUCUUUCUGAUUUCGCCGCCGGCGGCGAGAUCCGUGUACUACCGCAGUGUGGAUACGGAUUCCACGUUGCCUGCAUAGAUACGUGGCUUGGGUCCCACUCUUCUUGCCCUUCAUGUAGACAGAUUCUGAGGGUCACCAGGUGUCAGAAGUGUGGCCGGUUUCCGGCGACCGGUGCUGAAGCUACCGCCAUUACCGUUAAUGAACAAGAGUUGAAAUCUGCAGAAGACAACAAUGUUGGUGCAAAUAGUAAUAAUAAUUGUAGCGGGGGUGUUAGUAGUAGUAGUAGUAAUAAUUCUAGAAAUCACAGCCACAGUGUAAACAGUGGGUUCUUGCCUUAA
Molecule: messenger RNA, 366 nt
Organism: Lathyrus sativus (Indian pea)
Lineage: Eukaryota; Viridiplantae; Streptophyta; Magnoliopsida; Fabales; Fabaceae
Source: the annotation of a GenBank genome assembly